AUGGACACGCAGAUUGCAAUAACUGGCGUUGCCGUCGGGAAAGAAAUCAAUAAUGAUAAUUCAAAGACCGACCAAAAAGUUUCUUUGCCGAAGGCGGAUGUCCCAUGCAUAGAUAAGGCCACACAAACUAUUAUAGAAGGAUGCUCCAAAGAUGACCCUAGGCUUUCGUAUCCUACAAAACUAGAGACUACUGAAAAGGGGAAGACCAAAAGAAACUCAUUUGCUUGUGUAUGCUGCCAUUCCUUGAAGCAAAAAUGUGAGCCUUCUGAUGUUAACGAUAUUUAUAGGAAACCUUGUCGAAGGUGUCUGAAACACAAGAAGCUGUGCAAGUUUGAUCUUUCAAAAAGGACAAGGAAGAGAAAGCCUAGAUCAAGGUCACCCACACCUUUUGAAUCGCCGAUGGUGAAUGUCUCUACUAAAAGCAAAGGCCCAACAGAUUCUGAAGAAUCUAGCUUGAAGGAUGGUACAUCUUACCUCGCCAGUUUCCCUUCUGACCCAAACGCUAAACAAUUUCCAAACUCUCGGACAGUCUUACCUGGACUUCAACAAAGUUUAUCCGAUCUUUGGUCAACUUUAAGCCAACCACCCUCAUAUGGAGCAAGAGAGGCCGAAACCACAUCUACCGGAGAGAUAACCACCAAUAAUCAUACAAAAUCCAAUGGCAGUGUGCCCACAAAUCCAGCAGUUUUAGCAUCUAACGAUGAGCAUACUAAUAUUAGUGAUGCGCCAGUUAUAUACAGUACCUACAACUCCCCCGUACCGAUUUCAUCUGCGCCUACCAGCAUUAACAGCGAGGCACUGUUCAAACAUAGGCCUAAAAUUGUGGGUGAUGAGGAAACACAGAACGUCAAAGUGAAAAGACAAAAGAAAUCAUACUCUAGACAUAUGACACGGUCGUUCAGGAAGCAGCUACAAUCACUGAUUAUUUCUCAAAAAGGUAAAAUUAGAGAUAUUUCGAUGAAGCUUGACACUUGGUCAAAGCAGUGGAAUGACCUUGUUGAAAAGAGCAUGUUUUUGCCAACCAUUGCAGAUCCUGUAUCAGUAGGAAUCAUAUCUCAUGAAGAAGCGACGCUUCGCUUACAUCUUUAUAAAACCGAGAUUUCAUAUUUGUCAAAAUUACCAUUCAUAAAGGUCGAAGAGAAUGUUAGUGUCGAUGAAUUAAGAAAGAAGAAACCUAUUUUAUUCUCCGUCAUUAUGUCAUGUGUUUCAAUUGUACUAACACCCAAACAAACCACCAGAGGAACUAUUAUGAAGCUUGAUAGUUUUGUACUAAACUUAAUUACAAAUCAGAUUUUCAAGGCUAAUAAUAAAUCUAUCGAAAUCAUCGAAUCACUGUCUACAUUAUGUCUAUGGUAUAAUUUUUUUGAAUGGUCAAGUAAAACGAGAUACCAUAUAUUUAAUUACAUCUGUUGCUGUUUAACUAGAGAUUUGGGGCCUACCUAUGUCAAUCGAUCCUUUGGUAUGUUUAGUGACGAGGAUCCAAAGAGAUUCAAGUCACCUUUGGAACUUUACAGUAAUGGCGCCAGUUUAACUUUAUUGGUAUACAUUUCCGCACUCAAUAUUUCAAUUUUUCUACGUCAAUCAAUACAAGCUCGUUGGAGUCACGUCACGGAAAAGGCCUGCGAGGAUUUAGUUAAAGAGACGAAAAAAUCGCGACAUUAUGACAACGAUAAACUAUUACUUGAUUCAGCUGAUGAUCCCAUCUUGGUUCAAUUUGCUAAAAUGAACCACGUCUUGGAAAAUAUUCACACACACCUACAUGAGAGAGAUCUAAAUGAUGACGAGUUUGAUGAUCCUAUUUUUACUAAAAAGUAUCUUAAUAAACUAAUGGAAAAAUACCACAAGCAAUUGCAAGAGAUUUUCACUAAACUUGACAGAAACAGGCCAAGAGUGAUUGCAUUUUAUUACUCUGUAGAAGCUUAUUUAUACCAGUAUAAACUUGCAGUAUUCAUCGGGGAAAUGUCGCAUACCAUAAACGAAAAAGUCGAAUUGCCCAGAGAAAUAAUGGAUGAUUUUGUUAAAUGCUAUCAUUGCUGUAAAUCUGCCCUUGAGGAAUUUUCCAAGUUGGAGCCAAUUUUAAUUACCUCAUUACCUUUAUUUCAUACUUCCAGGAUCAUAUAUACCGUUGGUAUGCUCUUAUUAAAGCUGCGCUAUUCCGUAGUCGCUAUUCCUUCGUUUCACGAUUUAAUGCCCCUUACAGAUGAUGCUAUUGCCUUGGUAAUAGGGGUAAACAAUCUUUUAGAAAAAACAUCAGAGCUGUAUCCCUUCAACAACUCUCUUUACAAAUUUAGGUAUGUUAUUGCGUUAUUUUGUCAAACCUACGCAAACAAAGUUAUUGAUGUUGCUGAUCGCUACAAUGCAGAAAGGGAGAAACUAAAGGAAAAGCAGGUCAUAGACGAAGUAAGCAAUGGCCACGAUGGUACGAAGCCAAUAAAUGCAUAUGUAACCGAGUCACAAAAGAUGCCAACAGAAGAAGAUCCAAUUAUCGACAAUAAUACAAACCAAAACAUAACCGCUGUACCUGAUGAAAUGCUGCCAGUAUACUCAAGAGUUCGUGACGAUACUGCCGCAAUGAACCUGAAUAUUAACAGUACUUCAUAUAUGAAUGAAUCCCCACAUGAACACCGAGAGAGUAUGACAGGCACAACUCUAUUACCACCACCAUUUAUUUCUAAUGAUGUGACUAACUCUGCUGACUCAACUAAUAUAAAACCAUCACCUAGUUCAUCGGUAGACAACUUGAACGAUUAUUUGACGGAUAUAAACUCCUUAGCAUGGGGCGUUAAUUCAUUAAAUGACGAGUUUUGGACAGACCUUUUCAUGAAUGAUAUUUGA
Messenger RNA from Saccharomyces cerevisiae S288C, 2835 nucleotides. RefSeq names its product War1p (gene WAR1). Gene Ontology annotation, cellular component: nucleus. Lineage: Eukaryota; Fungi; Ascomycota; Saccharomycetes; Saccharomycetales; Saccharomycetaceae. Gene Ontology annotation, biological process: regulation of DNA-templated transcription. The coding region runs from base 1 to 2835 and encodes 944 amino acids. The record is from RefSeq and is marked reviewed. Gene Ontology annotation, molecular function: DNA-binding transcription factor activity, RNA polymerase II-specific; zinc ion binding. The transcript has a single exon.